AGAAACCAACGGUGAUGAUAAACCUAGCCAUUUCUCAAUCUCUCAAUCUCAGUCGUCGUCUGCUACCCGUUUCUCCACCCUUCGAUCUUCGUCUAGCGUGCUAUAAGACGAUUUCCGCGAAUCCCAUUGCAUCUGGUUUUUUGAGCGUAUGGCGGACGGACAGUCGUCGCAGGGAGCCCUCGGGAGUCCGGCCGGCGGAAGCCCUGACAGCGGAGGCGAUCAGAGCCCCCGCUCCAGUGUGCGUGAACAGGACAGGUUUUUGCCGAUCGCGAAUAUUAGCCGGAUCAUGAAGAAGGCGCUUCCUGCGAAUGGGAAAAUUGCCAAGGAUGCGAAGGAAACUGUGCAGGAAUGUGUUUCGGAGUUUAUCAGCUUCAUUACGAGCGAGGCAAGUGAUAAGUGCCAGAGAGAGAAAAGAAAGACCAUCAAUGGGGAUGAUUUACUUUGGGCCAUGGCAACUUUAGGCUUUGAAGAGUAUAUUGAUCCCCUUAAGGUGUACCUGGCUAGGUACAGAGAGGUAAGUGUGCUUAUUUUGAUUUUCUUGUUUAUUUUUUAUUUUUUACUGCCUUCUAUGUUAGAGAAAUUGCUUUGUGUUACACUGAUGCGACUGAUAAGUGAUUUUGGUGUCCUGAUUUACCUGGAAUGCUCUUCCUAUGGCAGAUGGAGGGUGAUACCAAGGGAUCAGCCAAGGGUGCAGAUGGAUCUGCGGCCAAGGAUGGUGGUGGUCAUGGUACACAACAAUCAGUUCCUGGUCCUCAGCUUGUUCACCAGGGUUCUUAUCCUCAAGGCAUGAAUUAUGGCAACACUCAGCAGCAAAAUCAACAACACAUGAUGGUUCAAAUGCCGGGCAUGGAUUAGAAUGGACAAUGGAGAACAAGAUCCGCUGCUGAAGAAGAAGAUCCAUGGUGCCCUUGUUUGUGCUGCUGUACUCUACCCUACCCUACUCUACUCUACCCUACCCUACUCUACUCUACUCUACUCUACCCUACCCUACUCUACCCUACAUACUAUGUUUUCAUGUGUCUUGUCGUGUGGUGUCAUGUGGUGCCAUAGCUAUACUCUUGUCGUAAGUGUAAGUUUGUAAAUUCUGGAGUUGCUCUUCAGGGGAAAUAACGGAUGGUACCUUAUUAUGGUUUGCAGAA
Molecule: messenger RNA, 1139 nt
Organism: Andrographis paniculata
Lineage: Eukaryota; Viridiplantae; Streptophyta; Magnoliopsida; Lamiales; Acanthaceae
Product: nuclear transcription factor Y subunit B-1
Exons: 6
Coding region: 149-790 (213 amino acids)
Biological process (GO): regulation of transcription by RNA polymerase II
Cellular component (GO): nucleus; CCAAT-binding factor complex
Molecular function (GO): DNA-binding transcription activator activity, RNA polymerase II-specific; RNA polymerase II cis-regulatory region sequence-specific DNA binding; protein heterodimerization activity
Source: RefSeq, a predicted model, not a curated record